AUGAGGGUAUUAGGACUAAUCUUCGACAGCAAAAUGACGUGGAAACACCAUAUUAAGUCGCUCAAGAGUGAAUGCCAAUCUAAACUCCGGAUACUUAAAAUACUAACAGCUAAACGAGCAGGAGCUAACCCAGACACCCUCCUAAAGCUCUACAAAGCACUCAUACGAUCAAAAAUUGAUUACGCUUCCAUCAUCUAUGAUUCAGUCAACCCCACGAUCCUCAAUUCGCUUAACACCAUCCAAAAUACAUGUUUGAGAGUUUGUACAGGUGCUUUUAGAACCAGUCCCAUAUCUAGUCUCCAAGCAGAGACAGGAAUGCUACCUCUGGAACUUAGAAGACGUGAAUUAUGUCUUAAAUACAUGGUAACCAUUGCAACAACACCAGACAACCCCGCACAUAACAGCGUACUUAAGGACUUCUUGACACCACUGUAUGACAACAGUGAACGACUAAUCAAACCUAUUCGCAUACGCACUCGCGAAUAUCAAAGUGAGCUCGAAAUACCCCUACCACCGAUAUCAACCAGAAACCUCAGCUACUUUCCCCCAUGGGAAACACCUAUUAUCCACUGUGAUUGGCAAUUGUGCGAGCAUGACAAAUCCUCCACUGCCCCAGUUAUGUACCAAUCGCUGUUUCUAGAAAUGCAGGAAAAAUACAAAGACUGUGAAGAAUAUUAUACUGACGGUUCCGUAAUGAACAAUAAAACGGGCUAUGCAGUGACCUCUAAGACAUCAGUCCUAAGUGCCCAACGUAUGCACGGCCAUUGUUCCAUUUUCACCUGUGAAAUAUCUGCCAUAAUCUGUACAUUAACCAUCAUAAACAAUAAAAAUUAUAAAUCUACUAAUGUAAUCUACACAGAUUCAAUGUCAUCCCUCAAAGCCAUCACCAAUCAAAGCAACAACCACCCACUUGUUUACAAUGUACAUCAUCUACUAGAACAAAUCACAAGAAACAACUCCAACGUAGUUUUAGUUUGGAUCCCUGCACACCAAGAUAUAAGGGGCAACGAAUUAGCCGAUCAAGCAGCCAAGGAAGCCACACACACCGAAGAUAUUUCAAAUCCGAAAAUGACUCAUCAAGACGCCAAAAAGUACAUCCGCAGUAGGAUACUCGACUACUGGAACCGAAAGUGGCAAUCACUAUCACCUACUAAACUCCACGAAAUACGUAACAAUAUUUUCGAGAAAUUACCAAACCUCAAUCGGAAAAAUUACAGCACACUAAUCAGACUUCGAAUCGGCCACACAAACAUGAGCCAUAUCCAUUUGAUCACUAGGGAGAACCCAAACGAAUGCCCACUCUGUAGCUCUGCAUUGUCAGUGAAUCACAUAUUCUCAAACUGCCCUAGAUUUCAAGAGGAAAGAGACAAGUAUGGACUAAUUUCUGAUCUCCGAAACAUCCUGAACCAAUCUCAGCAUUUCUCCAAAGUGUUUUCAUUUAUUAAAGAUACUAAGCUAUCAAUAUAA
Molecule: messenger RNA, 1467 nt
Organism: Microplitis demolitor
Lineage: Eukaryota; Metazoa; Arthropoda; Insecta; Hymenoptera; Braconidae
Exons: 1
Coding region: 1-1467 (488 amino acids)
Biological process (GO): DNA replication, removal of RNA primer
Molecular function (GO): RNA-DNA hybrid ribonuclease activity; nucleic acid binding
Source: RefSeq, a predicted model, not a curated record